AUGCAGGCACUGGCCAGCCGGGGUUCGUUGCGGGGAGGUCGUCGAGGGGCGCCGCCCGGGGUCGGGGGUGGGGGUGUCCCUGAGAGUUUCGCCGCUUCGGGGGCUGCCCCUGAAGUUCAGGGAGUUUGGGGCGAGUGCCCCAGCGCCGAGGCGGAGGCGCAACGAAUCUCGGCGGGGCCCGGGCGCGCCGGGCGGCACGGCUCGGGGCCCGGGCCCGCAAAGGUCGGCCGCGCGCCACAGCCUUUUCUCCGGCCGCCGCGCAGCCCCUCCUCGCAGCGGCCGGAGCCCGCAGGGCCCGCGCCUUCCCGCGCUACGGCCGCCGCCGAGGCCGUCACAUGCCGUCCGCGGCGCCCAGGCAGUCCGCGCGGAGGGGCGCCGGCAGGCCUCGUCCCCGCGCAGAGCCGCUCGCAGCCCCUCGCCCCAAAGUUUCAGCCGCAGAAGCAGUUUCCAGAAGGGGCCGACUCAGGGGGCGAGGCGGUGGCGGAGCUGGCGUGUCAGCGCCGCUGCGAGAGCGCGCCGACCCUGCCGGGUCGCGACAGCCCCCGGCUCGGCUAUCGGGACACGUCCACAACUUUGCUCCGCCACGGAGCGGACGCGGGGCAGCGGGAGCAGGCACUUCUGAGCCCACUGGGCAGGGGGCUUCCUGGGCUCGCGGGAGCUGAGGGAUGCCCCAGCCGCGGUCCGGAGCCGGGCGCCGUCCGCGACCAGCCGCGGCAGGGCGGCUGCAGCUGCGCCCGGGAGUGCGGACUUCCGCCCCGCCAACUCGCUGGCGUCCUCUCAGCGGCCGCUCCAGACGGGCCGCUGCCGCCGCCGCAGGCUGAGCCGCCGCCGCCGCCGCCGAGCCUGCGCUCCACACGCGCGCACACCCGCCCGGACGCCUCCGCCGCCGCCGCCGCAGCUCCGCUUUCACUGAGACAGCGCCCGCGGCCCCGCCUCCCUCCGGGCCACGCCCUCGGGCCACGCCCACUGCGCGCGCCCCGCGGUCCACCUCCGCCGCGGCGCCGCAGCCAGGCCAAUGGCCUCGCGUCCGUGGGUAGCGAGCGCGGGGCCUAA
Messenger RNA from Mustela lutreola (European mink), 1053 nucleotides. Its product is annotated as basic proline-rich protein-like. Bases 1 to 1053 code for a protein of 350 amino acids. The transcript is spliced from 2 exons. The record is from RefSeq and is a predicted model, not a curated record. NCBI's taxonomy places the organism in Eukaryota, Metazoa, Chordata, Mammalia, Carnivora, Mustelidae.